Erinaceus europaeus (western European hedgehog) is the source of this 4056-nucleotide messenger RNA. RefSeq names its product vascular endothelial zinc finger 1 (gene VEZF1). The record is from RefSeq and is a predicted model, not a curated record. NCBI's taxonomy places the organism in Eukaryota, Metazoa, Chordata, Mammalia, Eulipotyphla, Erinaceidae. Gene Ontology annotation, biological process: regulation of transcription by RNA polymerase II. Bases 637 to 2166 code for a protein of 509 amino acids. The transcript is spliced from 8 exons. Gene Ontology annotation, cellular component: nucleus. Gene Ontology annotation, molecular function: RNA polymerase II transcription regulatory region sequence-specific DNA binding.
CCCGCCCGCCCCGGCGGAGCGGGGCUGCCGAGGUGAAAGGAGGCGGCCUCACGGGGUGCGGGGGAGAGAGCAGGCCUCGGGGUGAACCUCGGGCCCCCCCUGCACACACGCGCAAACACCCUGCGCUCCCGCCCUGCAGGGGAAGGGAGGAGGCCGGUCGCUGUCACCACCCGCGGCCCAGAGAAAGGAGGGCGCCGGGCCGCUGGAUAGCGCGGGCCGCUCGGCACGGCACGGCGCACCGGGCCCGGGCCCGCACCGUGGGCUAUUAAGAUAUUUUUUCCACCUGAUGGAGAAGUGUGAAAGCUAAUAUUUGACCCUGGGCUUGGCAAUGUGUGCUGUGAAAAUUGUUGGAAAACUUGUAAUUUAGAGCCAAGGACAGUUGAAUGGGUAAUGAGAAUAUUUCAAUCUUUUCUGUGGAAAGAGAACAAGUUGGGGAAAACCAGUUCCCUUCUUAGAAGGCUUCAUGUAGAAGUAUGGGGAUCCUAGGAAUCAUUAGAGAGUGAUUCCCGUAGUGGUCGAGGCAUUCUGCAGCAUUUCACCCAAGAAGCAGGGACCUGGUGUGACCCUCCUGUGAGAGUGAGCUUCAGCAGUGCUGUAAAAAUACUUUAUAUUGCCACAGACAUCUGAAUUGGUAAAAUGGCAGCCCAUGAAGCCUCCCAUCACCAACAGCAGGCAGCACAGAACAGCUUGCUGCCCCUCCUGAGCUCUGCUGUGGAGCCCCCUGAUCAGAAACCUUUGCUUCCAAUACCAAUAACUCAGAAACCUCAGGCUGCACCAGAAACAUUAAAGGAUGCCAUUGGGAUUAAAAAAGAAAAACCCAAAACUUCAUUUGUGUGCACUUACUGCAGUAAAGCUUUCAGGGACAGCUAUCACCUGAGGCGCCAUGAGUCCUGCCACACAGGGAUCAAAUUGGUGUCCCGGUCAAAGAAAACCCCCACCACAGUGGUUCCCCUUAUCUCCACCAUCGCUGGGGACAGCAGCCGAACUUCGUUGGUCUCAACCAUUGCAGGCAUCUUGUCAACAGUCACUACAUCUUCCUCGGGCACCAACCCUAGCAGCAGUGCCAGCACCACAGCUAUGUCAGUGACCCAGUCUGUCAAGAAACCCAGUAAGCCUGUUAAGAAGAACCAUGCUUGUGAGAUGUGUGGGAAGGCCUUCCGAGAUGUGUACCACCUCAAUCGGCACAAGCUGUCCCAUUCAGAUGAAAAACCUUUCGAGUGUCAUAUUUGUAAUCAGCGCUUCAAGAGAAAGGACCGGAUGACUUACCAUGUGAGGUCUCAUGAAGGAGGCAUCACCAAACCCUAUACUUGCAGUGUUUGUGGGAAAGGCUUUUCGAGGCCUGACCACUUAAGCUGUCACGUAAAACAUGUCCAUUCAACAGAAAGACCCUUCAAAUGCCAAUUUUCCUCCCUCAUGCAGACGUGCACUGCUGCCUUUGCCACCAAAGACAGACUACGGACCCACAUGGUGCGCCACGAAGGCAAGGUAUCAUGUAACAUCUGUGGGAAGCUCCUGAGUGCAGCAUACAUCACCAGCCACUUAAAGACACAUGGGCAGAGCCAAAGCAUCAACUGUAAUACAUGUAAACAAGGCAUUAGUAAAAUAGCAUGCAUGAGUGAAGAAACCAGCAGCCAGAAGCAACAGCAGCAGCAGCAGCAGCAGCACGUAACAAGCUGGCCGGGGAAACAGGUAGAGACCUUGAGACUAUGGGAAGAAGCUGUCAAAGCAAGAAAGAAAGAAGCUGCUAACCUGUGCCAAACCUCCACGUCUGCAACGACACCUGUGACUCUCACUACUCCAUUCAAUAUAACGUCCUCUGUGUCAUCUGGGACUAUGUCAAACCCAGUCACAGUGGCAGCUGCAAUGAGCAUGAGAAGUCCAGUAAAUGUUUCAAGUGCAGUUAAUAUAACUAGCCCAAUGAACAUAGGGCACCCUGUAACUAUAACCAGUCCACUGUCUAUGACCUCUCCUUUAACACUCACUACCCCAGUCAACCUCCCUACCCCUGUCACUGCCCCAGUGAAUAUAGCACAUCCAGUCACAAUCACGUCUCCGAUGAACCUGCCCACACCAAUGACAUUAGCUGCCCCUCUUAAUAUAGCAAUGAGGCCUGUAGAGAGCAUGCCUUUCUUACCCCAAGCUUUGCCUACAUCACCACCUUGGUAAACAGUAUUAUAAAAUCAAAACAUGGGUUAAAGCAAAUAUUUACCAGCAACUUUUAGUUUAUUAAAGCAAAAAGUAAACCAUGAAAUUGGGAGAUUGUAUUACAUUAGCUAAUAAUAGUGUAGCAUUUUCUCCAAUUUGACUGGGAUCGUUCAAAGUAGGGUGUGUAUGUAACUUAUCACUGGACCACUUUAGUUUAAUCAGAAAUUCCUUUUAGCUGACAGCAUUGCUUCAACAGGAUAGUAGUUGGCAAGAUGCCAGAAUUUCAGUCAAUCAUUAAAAAAAUAGCAAAACCCAUUAAAAAAAAGAGACAGCAUUACGAUUUCUAAUCCCAGUAAAUCAUUUUAUUCUAAACACUAGCAUAACUAUUUCCCCUAUACAAAGUGGAUGGCUGAUUUCAACUCAAAAUUCUAAAUCCACAGAUUAAGAGCUAGUGUAGAAUUGUCUCUGUGUGUGUUUUUUUAUGAAUAAAUACAUGCAUUGUCAUAAUAAAAUGCAUUUCAGAGAAUAUGCAUUUUACCUUUGGGAAUAUGUUAAUUUCAGGCAGCAUUCCCUAUGGGAAAGGUGAUACCAGCUCUGAUAUGCAAAGCAUAUGAUAAUUUAUCAUUCUAACUUCAACAUAUAAUAGGGAUUGUGACCUGAUAUUUGGAGAUGUAAAUAUUGCUCAGCAUACUAAUCCUGAUGGAAUAUAGCAUUGUAGUUGACUUUUUUAAAAAAAAAUUUUAAAAAUAAAUAAAAAACAAAAUAUAUAAAUUGUGUUUUGGUAAGAAAAGACCGCAACUGAUGAAGAAGGUCAAAAAAGUGCAGAGAGGCCGACUCCUAAUUGAAGGAGGCCAAUGGGACUCCUGUUCAGGAGCCAAGGAAUUCUCUGGAACAGUUAAAAUAUAUAUAUAUUGCUUUAAAUUGGAAGACGCUGGAGGCACUGGGAUGUGACAUGCCCCUCUCUCCCAAUCAAAGCCUGUUGGUAUUGCAACAGGGACAGAUGUGUUAGUCGCUCACUAGAGUUUGUCUUAUAUUAAAUUGUAUACAGUUUUUAUUCUAACCACUAACUAGGUAGUAUACCCCUUCAGAACAAGCAGAGUGUACCUUUUAUUUUUCCUUCCAUUUCUUAAUCAAGUAUUGUGCAGAUUUGUUCAGCUUUGUAAAUAAUGGACACCAUGGUUGUUUUUUUUUUUUUUUUUUUUUUCUUUUGAGAAAACACUUGUAUCAGCUUUGUGGUGUUUUCGGGGAGAUAGCUUUUUGCACUCCCUGUAGAAACCCAGCAGUGAUUGUGCACGUUAAGUAAGACAUGUGCUUUUUAUUUCUUAGCAGGAUGUUCUAUCUCUGUACAUAAAGUAGAAACCAAAAGCUAGGGAAACAGACACUCUAUGUUCUCUCUCUUUUUUUUGGAAACAUACUGUACACCAUCAUGCCACACAUUAAUUUUUUUAAAGCAUUAUGCUACUAUGUUUUUAAAAAAGAUGUUACUAAAACCAAGAGGCUGUGAUUUUUUUUCUUAUGUUGCAUUUUUUUCAUUUUUUAAUCUUACAGUUAAAUGGAAAUGAGUUGUGUUAAUCUUGCAAAAUGUUUGCAGGACUAUCAAACUGGAUGACUUCCGUUUAUACCCCACUGUGUCAGUUUAAGCAUCAAAAUACCUUGCAUCCAAGGCAGACUUCCUACAUCAGGGACAGGUGUCUGUGUGUCAUUAUACAAAACAGUUCUAGGGGGUUGAACUACAUAGUAAAAAAAUAAAAUAAAAUAAAUAGUACUUAGUGUAAAAUAAUUUUAUAAAUGAUCUUUUGUACUUUAGGACAUUAAAUUGUACAACUUUUGUAUAUAUAUAAAAGCUUAGGAUCUUUCUGUUUAGCAGGAAGGCAAACACAUUCCUACACUUUUAAUGUAUAUGUUUGUUAU